UUGAGGAACCAGUUGGGCACUUUGUAUUGCAGAGGGUUAGAGAUGAUGGUCACAACCUUGUCAACCUACAUGUAAACAAUGAUUAAUUGCCCUAGUCAUGCAAUCCAUUAAAAACGUGUCAACUCUAAACACUGAACUGCCGUUACUUAAUUUUUUUAUUUAAAGAUGAGUGCAAAAGAUUCAAGCGAAGUUUUUAAUUGCGUAAGCUAUAAUGAUGUGAUUUCAUUGCGCAACAUUUGCAUGCUGGCGCGGAAGCAUCAAUACAACCUAGAGGAGCUGGACAAAUUUGGAAAUACUCCACUUCUGAAAGCUUGCUACUUGGGAAGAUUGGAGUGCGUUUGCAUCUUGUUAGAAUUUGGCGCUGAUAUCUAUACAAUUAACUAUUUUGGUCAAAAUGCCUUAACUCUUGCCACCUAUGGCGGGUAUUUUCCGAUUGUGUUGGAACUCUUACAACGUCGCUCUUACCAAGAUUUCAACCUGUCGUCUCUUAUACCAGCGAUUUGCGUAGCGACGAUGAGACAGCAUUACGCUCUCGAAGAUUACUUUAUGAGACUAGAUCAAAAUAGUACUCAAGAAAUACACACAGUUCAUGGUCUUAGUGUCUACGAUUUGCGUCAAAUGGUAAAGAGUAAAAUAAAAAAUAAGCACGCUCGCGCUUUAAAGCCCACUCUAUUCUUUAAUCAUUAGCCACUUAAGUGAAAUAUAAAUAACAUGAAG
Drosophila busckii is the source of this 717-nucleotide messenger RNA. RefSeq names its product DNA replication inhibitor plutonium. Bases 166 to 687 code for a protein of 173 amino acids. The record is from RefSeq and is a predicted model, not a curated record. Lineage: Eukaryota; Metazoa; Arthropoda; Insecta; Diptera; Drosophilidae. Gene Ontology annotation, molecular function: protein binding. The transcript is spliced from 4 exons.